Messenger RNA from Zerene cesonia (dogface butterfly), 2209 nucleotides. Its product is annotated as glucose dehydrogenase [FAD, quinone]-like. Gene Ontology annotation, molecular function: oxidoreductase activity, acting on CH-OH group of donors; flavin adenine dinucleotide binding. The transcript is spliced from 3 exons. Bases 325 to 2208 code for a protein of 627 amino acids. The record is from RefSeq and is a predicted model, not a curated record. Lineage: Eukaryota; Metazoa; Arthropoda; Insecta; Lepidoptera; Pieridae.
UAUGUUUAAUAGUGUACAACGACUACAGUGCUAAAGUUAUAAUACAUUAAAAAAACCUUAAAACUAUUAGUAAGUAGUGUUAUUUGAAAUUUAGUACAGUAUAUAAUUUAGUCAUGACCUAAAAAUUAAUAUAUCUGUAAUAGUACAUCAAACGGUCCGAAAACAAUGCAUAAUACCGUUGAGUUUUACUCAAUCGUAUCUUGUUAAAAGUGAAAUAUAAGUAAACGAAUGCAAUUAUGAGAAGCGAAAGUGAAAAUGCGAGCAUCCGAUCACAAACCAGUAAUUGUUUAUAGCAAUGUGUAACGCGUAACUGAAUAAAAUGCAAUGACAUCAGUUGGUAACAUAACUGAAGACCUUUGUAAAAUAUGUGACGGCAGGGUUGAAUGUGCUCCGACAGCUAUCCUUCUUAUAUCUCUAGUUCAUACUCUCUACGGUCAUAUAGGACCAGAAAUUGAUUAUUUCGGUAAAAAUAGACUACAAUUGACAAAAUCUGAGAGCAAGGUUACAGUGGAUUUGAAAGAAGUGAGAUAUAAAGAUACGGAAGAUGAGAAUAGAAAUGAAGACGUUGAUAUCAGGGAUGUGGAGUUUGAUUUUAUUGUGAUUGGCGGGGGUACUGCUGGCUGCGUGGUUGCUAGCCGACUUUCUGAAAAUAGGAAGUGGAAGAUACUUUUAAUAGAAGCUGGCGCGGAGGAACCUAAAAUGACCCUUAUUCCAGCGCUUACAAGUGAAUUCAAAGGAUCUUCUCUUGACUGGCAAUACACAAUGAGACCGAAAAAGGGGUUUUGCCAGAAUCGCAUAGAUAAAGGCUGCGAAGUCGUGCAAGGCAAGGUUCUUGGCGGAACAUCGUCUAUUAACGAAAUGGCCUACAUAAGGGGCAGCCCCGCAGAUUACGACGAGUGGGCACUUAAUGGCAACGAAGGGUGGAGCUUUAGCCAAGUGCUACCGUACUUUAAAUACUCCGAGGGGAAUUACGACAAAGAUAUAUCGAAAAACAAAUUCUUCCAUUCAACUCAAGGUCCGCUAGAUGUGGGCCGAUACCCGUACGUUGAUGAUAACGUGGACGUUUUACUAAGCGCCUUUAAUGAAAUGGGUUACAACUACACUGAUAUAAAUGGCAGAAAUCAACUGGGGUUCAUGAGAAUACAGACAACCUCGUACUUGGGCGAAAGAGUUAGCACCUACACAGCCUUUAUAGAACCAAUAAGAAAACUACGUUCGAAUAUUGUUAUAAUUACAGAAGCAUUAGUUACUAAGAUUAAUUUUGAGUAUAAAAGCGAUAGUUUAAAAGCGAAUGGUAUAGAAUUUAUAAAAAAUGGUACAAAGAUAAGUAUAAGAGCAUCAAAAGAAAUAAUUUUAAGCGCUGGAGCUAUUAAUUCACCCAAGCUGUUAAUGCAAUCAGGGAUAGGUCCUAGAGAUUACUUGGAGUAUUUAAAUAUAGAUGUUUUAUAUGAUUUGCCAGUAGGAGGAAAUUUUCAAGAUCAUUUGUCUGUUUGUUUACCAGUGAUAAGACUAGCUAGAACAGCUACUAAAAUAAAUUUUCCUGAUAAAUUAAAGGACAUAACUACUUACUAUACAAAAGGUAUCGGACCACUAUCAGCCAAUUACCAAGUAGUUGCGUUCAUCGAGUCUUCUAUUUCCGAAGUCCUUGGAACACCCGAUAUUGAAUUCAGAUUUCGUGGUCACGACUCUAACAUGUACUACGAUAAAAUGGACAUGUGCAUAUCUUUAUUAACACCUAAAAGUAGAGGCCAAGUUGUGUUAAACGCAACGGAUCCUAUUUUCGGAUCUCCGUUAAUUUAUCCGAAUUUUCUAAAGAACCCAAAGGAUGAGAAGAAACUGUUAGAAGGAAUACAGGAAAUAGUAAAGCUUUUUGAUACAGAAGUUUUUAAAACAGCGGAAUACGAAUUUGAUCCGAAACCAAUUUUAAAUAACGAAUGCAGGGAACAUGAACGUGUUUCUGAACAGUUUUGGCUUUGCAUCAUUAGACAUUUUUCUGCGCCGCUUCAUAAUUAUGCAGGAACGUGUAAAAUGGGGCCUCCUAAAGAUCCAGAAUCCGUUGUCGAUAAUAAUUUAUUAGUGUAUGGAGUAACUAAUUUAAGAGUAGUAGAUGCGUCAAUUAUGCCUAAGAUUACUAGAGGUUCCACCGCAGCACCAGUCAUAAUGAUAGCUGAAAAAGCAAGUGAUAUAAUAAAAAGUAUUUGGUAUUAAA